This is a messenger RNA of Synchiropus splendidus (mandarinfish), 7538 nucleotides long. It is a transcript of the gene nfia, whose product is annotated as nuclear factor I/A. Lineage: Eukaryota; Metazoa; Chordata; Actinopteri; Syngnathiformes; Callionymidae. The record is from RefSeq and is a predicted model, not a curated record. Gene Ontology annotation, biological process: regulation of transcription by RNA polymerase II. Gene Ontology annotation, molecular function: RNA polymerase II cis-regulatory region sequence-specific DNA binding; DNA-binding transcription factor activity, RNA polymerase II-specific. The coding region runs from base 1146 to 2588 and encodes 480 amino acids. The transcript has 11 exons. Gene Ontology annotation, cellular component: nucleus.
UGUGAAAAGCAGAGAGCAGAUCCGGCUGCAGUCCCGCACGGGACCCACGGAGUUGUCCGCUGAAAGCGCUCGGUCGCCGGUACAAGUCUUGCCUCGGUUCUCGCUGAUCGAUCAACUGAUCGGCUCCAUCCCCAGAUCAAGCGCGCUCACACACUCCCACACACGGCAGCGACAUCACCUCCCUGGCGAAGCGUGCCCAACCGGGAUCGAUCUUUUUUUUUGUAUCUGAUCGAUAAUCCCCGCGAGUGGUCGGUCCCGGCUCGCCGGGGUCAGCGAGCGCAGAGAGCGGCCACACGGGGACAGAGCGGCCGGUGUCAGAGCGCGGAGGUGCCGGUGCUGGUUGGAGGAGAGCAGAGGAGGUGGCGCUCCGGGACACUCUCUCUCUCUAUCCUCGCUCUCUUCUUCUCCUCCUGCUGGAGAUAAAUUAACGGAAAGCAGCUGUCGGUUGUUUCAGAGGCGAGGCGGCCGUCUGGCAGCUCAGGGAUCCCGUUUUUGGCUUUUUUUUUUUACUUUUCCUCCUGAUCCGAUCGGUCUUGCCGGGACACCGCUGCUCCUGCUGCAGCAGCUCCACCGCGCCCUGCACCGAGACACCGCACUGCUGCACGCCGGACACGGCGCACCACAACUCGGACGGACGCGUUGCCAGCGCCCGCGGAACCUCUCGGAUCUUUGGCGCCUUGAAAUGCAGUUUUUGGGAGAUUCGCACCGUCCGACACCACCAGCCGCCCCCACUCCCCCAGCAGCGACUCCACACGGGGCUUCCCUCUGAACCGAAUCAUCCACUUUUUUUUUUCUAUUGUUGCUUCUAUUGACUUUUGCCAUCUUUGCCGGAGAUGAUCGAGUCCUGGUUGAAAGUUGUGCGCUCCCCGGUGGAGGGCCUCUAACAGGUCCGGACAGUUCAUGUAACCCGAGGCGGGGUCAAAGAUCAGCUCUGGUUGGAAAUGUGAAAGCGAAGGGGGCAAAAGGAGGGCUGCAUUUCCCCCUCUUACCACUGUCUCUCUUUCUUUUUUCUGUUCUUUCCUUUUUUUGACAUACACACUCAGACAGCGCGCACACGCACGCGUGCACACACAGACUGGAGUUGCACUCACACACACUCGCAAACGCACACACCCCUUCCAGAUCUAAGAUUAGAUCCAACAGAUAUGUAUUCUCCGCUAUGUCUAACACAGGAUGAAUUCCAUCCUUUCAUCGAAGCCCUGCUGCCCCACGUCCGGGCCUUCGCCUACACAUGGUUCAACCUGCAGGCCCGCAAGAGGAAGUACUUCAAGAAGCACGAGAAGCGCAUGUCCAAGGAGGAAGAGCGUGCGGUGAAAGACGAGCUGCUCAGCGAGAAGCCCGAGGUCAAGCAGAAGUGGGCGUCGCGCCUCCUGGCCAAACUGCGCAAGGACAUCAGGCCCGAGUUCAGGGAAGACUUUGUGCUCACAGUGACUGGAAAGAAGCCGCCCUGCUGCGUGCUCUCCAACCCUGACCAGAAGGGCAAAAUGAGGAGGAUCGACUGCUUGCGCCAGGCGGACAAAGUGUGGCGCCUGGACCUGGUCAUGGUGAUUUUAUUCAAAGGGAUUCCCCUUGAAAGUACUGACGGGGAGCGGCUGGUUAAGUCUCCUCAGUGUUCGAAUCCCAGCCUGUGUGUGCAGCCCCAUCACAUUGGAGUUUCCGUCAAGGAGCUGGAUCUCUACCUGGCCUACUUUGUGCACGCUGAAGCCGGCCAAUCAGAAAGCCCCAACCAGGCCAGCGACUCCGACAUCAAGGAGCAGCCGGAGAACGGUCACCUGGGCUUCCAGGACAGUUUUGUGACACCAGGAGUUUUCACAGUGGCCGAGCUGGUCCGGGUCUCGCAGACUCCCAUUGCGGCCGGCACUGGUCCAAACUUCUCGCUGGCAGAACUGGACAGCUCUUCCUACUACAGCAUGAGCCCAGGAGCCAUGAGGAGACCCCUGCCCAGCACCUCCUCUUCCAGCUCGGCCAAGAGGAUAAAGUGCAUGGAGGAGGAUGUGGACAGUCCCGGCGAGGAGUCCUACUACCCGGGUCAGGGUCGGUCUCCGGGCAGCGGGAGCCAGGCCAGCAGCUGGCAUGACGUGGAGCCAGCUGGAUAUAAGCUGCGCGGCUCGCUAGCUAGCUCGUUCAUCUCCCGACAAGCAAGCCCUCACGCCCCCCCCUCCAGCCUGCACUUCUCCUCCUCCCCCAUCCUGCAGCAGCCCGGGUCCUACUUCUCUCACCCGGCCAUCAGGUAUCACCCGCAGGAGACGCUCAAGGAGUUCGUCCAGCUGGUCUGUCCUGACUCCGCCCAGCAGGCCGGACAGGUGGGCUUCCUCAACCCCAAUGGUAGCUCGCAAGGAAAGGUCCACAACCCUUUCCUGCCCACGCCGAUGCUGCCCCCGCCGCCGCCUCCCCCGAUGGCCCGUCCCGUCCCGCUGCCCGUCGAUGCCAAGCCGCCCUCCACCUCCUCCACUGAGGGCGGGGGCAACUCUCCCACCUCACCGACUUACUCCACGCCCACCACGUCUCCUGCCCAACGGUUUGUCAGCGUGGGACCGCGAGACCCCGGCUUCAACAUCCCUCAGCAGCCACAGUGGUACUUGGGAUAGACCUCCAGAGGCCCCACCCUCCUGCACCUGCAGAUCGCUGAAGCUCCCUCCUCCGACUUUGACGUCAGCUGUGACAGAGAGCCCUGUCUUGCCCCACCCCCGUGACUCCACCCCCAUCAGACUCAGCAGCAUCAGCAUGGCUACAGCGGAUCGAACACCCCCUCCCGGUGUGAAACACCCUCUUUGUAUAUUCUAGACUUCCUGCCGACAUAUGGUUUAUAUGUCCGUAUAUAGUGCCAGACCCCGCUCCUCCGCUAUGACCCCUUCUGCAGGGGACGAGCCUUCUCUCCUUUAUUCUGGAGAGCAGAAGACUGAGAGCGCCCUCUGGUGUGUGGGGGGGAGAAUCUCUCCAAUCAUCAGCGAGUCACGAGGGUUCUCGGAGGGCGUUACCUGGAGAAGAUACCACCAGUUAACACCCCCUGCCCGAUCCCCCCUCUGGGAUGGACUCCACUCAAGCCUGCCCCCUGGUGGCCAGCGCAGAACACAAAGGCUCUUUUCCAAGGACACGGACAGAGAGUCAAAGGAACUACUCGUGUGGAGGGGUCGCCAAUGCCAGGAAGUUUGUCCGGGAUGCUUCAUCGAUUAUUUUCCCGUUUUUAUUUCUCUUAGCCACCAUCUUCCUUCUCUAUCCAUCCACCAGUCUGGGCGAAGCUGCGCCAUCACGCGGGGGGCCGAGAGCGACUACCAGUGGAAUAUUGAUCCUGAGGAAAGUGCAAUUUUGUUGGCUGAAUCUUUUUGUAAGAUAGCUGGUCGGAGACAGAAAAUAUAUAUGACAUUAUAUAUAUAUUUUCUUCCUAGUCCACUCACACCUCUGGGACUCUAAAAUAUUGGGGUACAAAAGAAAAAAGCCUUGAGAGAAAUAAGGGGAGCUGUAUUCACACUCUGUUGCUAGUUAAAAAAAAAAAACCUUUAAAAGAAAACAAUCAAUACUUUUGUUUGACAAAAACAAAGCGCCUAGCGGUUAAGUUAUUGCGAAGAGCACAUGGAUUGACUUUAAAAGUACGUAGCAAUUAGAGUUCCAUCGGGCUUCAAUCAGAGGGAUUUCCCCAGUUUGUGUUGAUAAUCCUCAACGGGUCAGUCGUGGGCCGGCCCGUGGAGCGGCCGGGUCUCCUAGAGGCACCGGCCAAUCGGAAGCACUUAUUCCUGCGUGUAAUCAGGAGGGCGUCUCCGGAAGCUUUCGUCCAUCGUCGACGCUUCACAUGCAACUUUUAUUUUUUUCCUUUUCCUAUACUAUAAAUAUAUAUAUAAAUACGGUAAAUAUAUAUAUACACACACGCGCACACACACCACAGCGUCGAACAAAAGUGAAUUUAAGUGAAAAAAGUUAAAAAAAAGAACAAAAAAAAAGUGCAUGUUCUAUAGUGUUAGUGACAGAGUUUUUCAUAGACGACGUAGUUAGUGAGAUAAAGACACUAUAUUGUGAAACUCGGCACUCGCCAGCAGCCGUCUGUUAUUUUGGCCACUAGGGGGCCUCACAAACAACCAGCUCUCUUCGCUUCUCGACAUCGCUCCAUUCUUCUCGUCCGCCCUCUUUUCUUUUUCUUUUUUCCUCCAGCUGCUGAUCACUUCUGCUUCUCAUGUCGUCAUCAUCUAUCACGAGAACUGUUCCUCAUCAAUGUGCCUUGAGCUACGUUCCGGUCCCCCAAGGUUGCGCGAGAUCCCACGUGGAGACUUUUCUUCCCUCGCAGACACCGCUUUGUCGGUAACUUGAGCGACAACAUUUGAACCUUGGGAGGAACGCAGUUAUUCUCAGAAAAGCUAACUGUUUAACUCUGAAUCGUUUUCCGCUCCAUUCUGUUUUCGGGUCAGUGGUCUGAGCAUCUUUAGUGAAUGAGCAUGAGAUGGUGCGACUCGUCCCUAAGCUGUUCUUGUCAAGAGAGCAAAAGCUAAAUAAGCUAACUGAGGCCAUACAAAUAACAUUUUAAAACUUUGUUUUCAGCUUACAAACGUGAGAACUAUGAAACUGCUGCCACAAAAUGAGAAUUUUUUUUUUUUUAAAUAUGGUAUUUCAUUUUAUUUUUAAAUUAGAGUGAGAUUGUUCUGAGCUCUAAAAUGCAAAACUGAUAAAGCUGAGCUAAAAAAUGUGUUCUAACUGUCAGCACCGCAGUUAGGUUUUUCAAUCUUCACUGAAAUAUGAUGGACCAUUCAUAGCCAGUCACGUUCAUUUGUGAAUUAUCAUACUUGUUUUUCUUUAAAAAUCAAGUAAUUCAAGGGCUACACUGGCAUCAGUGAGUGCAAAAGUUAAGUUAGCUGUCUUAGCAUUAAACACUGAAUGACAUUGCUAGCUAAAACCUCUACCUGUUUAUAGCUUAAAAAAAAAAAGAUCAAACUGUUUCAAUUAGCUUUGCCAAACACGUAAAUGUUACAUUUGAUGAAUGUUGCAGAGAGCCGACACUGAGCAGUCAUAUAUGCUAGGUGGCACGCCAAUUGUUGUGCAUUAACUCAAAGUUAAAUGCAGUGAUUUAGCCAGCUAACAAGUUCAAGCAAAAGCUAAGUUAGCUAACUGUACUCUACUGAAAUGGUGCUGAAGCUACAAGAAAUACAAAGUUGCUGUAUAUAAUUACUUAAGCUAAGUAACACUAACUGCUACUCUUAAAGUCAUUAUUUUUAAUUAUUUAUUCUGAAUAUGUGUAUUGUUGUUCGUUUUAUCUGUUUCUAUGUUCACAAACCAGCGCUCAAACAGGUUUACUAACCUUGCCAAAAUAUAUUGAGUUUACGAGCAAACACACAGCUGUGUGAAUUAUAAAAAAUAACAUAUUUAAAAAUAUGUUAAUGAUCCUCAAAUUGUCUCUUUCAAGUUUUCUCGAGAAAUAGCCAGCUUUUUGAAGUAAAAAAAAAAGAAAAAAAUAAGCUACCCAAAUUUGUGUAUCAAGGAAGCUAUAUAUGAAAUCAUAACAGUUUACGGUUGCUGUAAAUUGUAUCGUUGAGCAAGCAGAGAACUUUAAUGAAAUGAUACCAGUGGCUAAACUUGGAAUUUUAUUCCAUGGUAGCAUUCGCAAGAAACAUCGAAUACGACGCGGUACAUAGCAGCCCACUUGUCCUCGUCUGACAUAUGCUUGGCAAACAACCAAAAAUGGUCUUUUGUUAAUACAAAUAUUGGAUGUGUGGCACAAAGUGCCAUUGAACACUUCAUUUGAUGCUCCAUUUUUUCAUUAUUAUUAUUAUAUUUUUUAAUUAAAUCCAAUUGCAACUGUUGAAUGUGACGUCAUUGCCCAGACACAUUCUACAAACGGUACCGCCGCCGGUAAGGCUCUGGAGGUAUCACAUCAGAAAAUGGUGAGACACUGGAGCCAUUAAAUUCUAGUUUAGACGUUAGAUUGUGGCUGAUGUAAAAAUGAAUCUCUUCCUUGGAAGCAUGUUUACAAAUAUUAAAACACAAGAAACACCCAAUAUAUUUGCCUACGAAAUGUAGGUGCUCGGCAGCAUCUCAGAACAAUGCUCCCCCACAGUUGCUGUUGUUAGCAGCCACGAAGGUUGUUGGUUUCAUACCAUUUGUUUUCACGUGAACAAAUAAUUUCAGUUGAAAUCAGGUGAAACUCUCCAAUCUCAUGCUCGAUCACUAAACAGACAACGUUCUUCACUCUGGUGCUCCGAAGAGUCUUUCUUCAUUUCCCGAUCAUCGUGUUACUUUUUCUUCCCAGAAACAAGGAGGACGUACAAAUAUGCAAUACCUGCUUGCACUCGCGUGGAAUCUGUCUUGUGUCGUCUUUUGUUUUUUUUUUUUGUUUUUUUUUUUUUGUUUCUUACGUUCAACCAAAGUUGGUGUGCACGUGACUGGCGUCGCGCUCCGUGGUCGGUCCCUAAAAAUGAUGAAGCCAGCCCCGCUGUGAUGUUCUUGCCGAGCUGAGCCGCCGUCACCCGGGGGAGGGACACCUCCGCCGGCCGGCCACAGUUUUGCAUUUUUCCUUCAGACAAUUCUUGAAUUUGUAUCUCUCGGGUCACGAGCAAGCCUUAACCAAGUCCGACUACUUCUCCAUCGCACACGAGAUUUUAACGUCCAACAGCAGAUGUUUCAGUUCUAACUGGUGUCAGACUGUGAUGGUUUAGUCGUUCCACUUGUGCGUGUUCGUUUGGUCUCCCUUUAGCUGGGCAUUACUCCCCUGAAUAUCUGCACUAAAUAUGAAACUGAGAAAAAGAAAAAAAAAAACAGCUUCCUGUGCUUAAAAAAAAAAAGAGCGAAGGGAAUAAAAGGAAAAAAUUGCACGGACAUUUUGUAAAAGUGUCACAAAGCCGCGCUUCUAAUCAGCGACGGCGCGGCUCUGACAAAAUUGCACCCUUUUUAACGAAAGACAAAAAAGACUCUCAAAGCAAUAGUUGGGCAGUGUGUGUUCUUAUUUUGUGUCGUGUGUCGUUUAGUUGUGGUACAGCAGCGAAGAGAGUUUAGCGAGGUGGGAGGCGGCGGCAGGCCGGGAGUUUGUAUAGUUUUAUUAAUUACACUGAUUUGACGCUGCCCUAUUUUGUAACGCAGGACUUUUGUAACGUUGAUUAAACGAGGACAAACUAGUGUUGUGAAUUUUCUGAUUGUCGUAUCGAGGCCACAUGACUAGAACUGGUUUGUUUUCCCGGGAACUGGACUUAAGUUGAAAACUUUCCUGUUUCCACACUCUCUUGAUUUGCUCUCCCUCUUUUGUAUUUAAGGACUCUUCUGUCGAUGGGAUGGCAUGUUCCUGUACUUGAGAAGUAUAGGGGGCGCUGUGGCGAUAAGACCAUUGUAAAUGGAUGUUCUAGUAUGCUGUAUGUUUGAAGGUUCUUUGUUGCAUCAGUGUUGAAGCUAAAUUUAGGUCAUUCUGAGGAAAGACAAGCGAGCGGUUUUGUUUCUGAAGAUGUUAGUUGUAGGCAGGAGACGAGGACUUAGCCAGCCCAAGGAUGCCGCGACUAUAACUGCAUCAGGCAUCUUUUUGUGUUCACCAUUCCAUGCAGGAAAAUAAACAGCUUGAUUAUGCAACAUGA